Molecule: messenger RNA, 3047 nt
Organism: Labrus bergylta (ballan wrasse)
Lineage: Eukaryota; Metazoa; Chordata; Actinopteri; Labriformes; Labridae
Gene: wnt4
Product: wingless-type MMTV integration site family, member 4
Biological process (GO): canonical Wnt signaling pathway; cell fate commitment; multicellular organism development
Cellular component (GO): extracellular region
Molecular function (GO): cytokine activity; frizzled binding
Source: RefSeq, a predicted model, not a curated record
CCGUGCGUAUUUACGCUCAGUGCGUUCAUGUGUAGGAAGAGAGUUGGAGAAACGGAAGAAAGUUCCGCGUGUUUGAGAGCAGGACCUUCAGAUAAGCCUUCAGAGAGGAGGAAGAACACCUUUUUUUUUUUGGCUUUAAUUUGACUGCUUCUCCAUGCGCUCUACCCGUUGGCGUUAACGCACAGCGCACAGGGAAAGUAAACAAACUGAUUAAGAAGAAGGGGGCUGAUUCAGUCUAAGCGGCUCCAGAGUUUUCGAUCGUAUAUUUAGCAUCCCUCUUUUGCCCCCUCUGCCCGUCCCUUCUGAGCGCGGAGCGGCAGAGGGAGGGACGGGAGAACCAGACGGACGGACCGGACCGUGAGGCUGCGCGUCUCCGCCGGUGGAUGAUCCACUGGAUGCGGGACGAUGGAUUGAGAAAAUUCCUUGCCACUGCAGCCUUUUUUUUUCCACCACCGACCCCCUGUCCACCUCGGGAUUAUUUCAUCUCUCACCGACCCCCUCUCCUUCCCUCUCGAGAUGACCGAGGAAUAUGUUUUGCGGUGCGUCCUGAUGCUCUGCUGCGCGCUGCUCUCGGCCAACGCGAGUAACUGGCUGUACCUGGCCAAGCUGUCAUCAGUGGGAAGCAUCAGGGAUGAGGAGACGUGUAUGAGGUUACGGGGACUCAUCCAACGACAGGUUCUGAUCUGUAAGCGCAGUGUGGAGGUGAUGGAUGCAGUGCGUCGAGGAGCCCAGCUGGCUAUCGACGAGUGUCAGUUCCAGUUUCGCAACCGUCGAUGGAACUGCUCCACGCUGGAGACCAUGCCUGUCUUUGGCAAAGUGGUCACCCAGGGCACUCGUGAGGCAGCCUUUGUGUAUGCCAUCUCAGCAGCCAGUGUGGCGUUUGCGGUCACAAGGGCCUGCAGCAGCGGAGAGCUGGAAAAAUGUGGCUGUGACCACAAUGUACAUGGAGUCAGUCCAGAGGGGUUCCAGUGGUCUGGCUGCAGUGAUAACAUUGCAUACGGUGUGGCCUUUUCUCAGUCGUUUGUGGAUGUGAGGGAGAGGAGUAAAGGCCAGUCCUCCAGCCGGGCUCUCAUGAACCUGCACAACAACGAGGCUGGAAGAAAGGCUAUUCUGUCCCACAUGCGUGUGGAGUGCAAAUGCCACGGCGUGUCCGGCUCCUGUGAGGUAAAGACCUGCUGGAAAUCGAUGCCCCCUUUCCGCAAGGUCGGGAACGUCAUCAAGGAGAAGUUCGACGGCGCCACAGAGGUGGAGCAACGCAAGGCGGGCACCACCAAAGUGCUCGUGCCUCGAAACUCCCAGUUCAAGCCCCACACGGACGAAGACCUCGUCUACCUGGAGCCCAGUCCGGACUUCUGCGACUUCGACCCGCGGACGCCGGGGAUGCUCGGCACAGUGGGCCGCCAGUGCAACAGGACGUCGAAGGCCAUCGACGGCUGCGAGCUGAUGUGCUGCGGCCGCGGCUUCCAGACGCAAGAGGUGGAGGUGGUGGACAGGUGCAGCUGUAAGUUCCACUGGUGCUGCUACGUCAAAUGCAAACAGUGCCGCAAAAUGGUGGAGAUGCACACUUGCCGGUGAUCGGAGAUGGAGGCGCAGAGGGCAUGAUGAUUAACAAAACGAAACGCCCCCGUACUCCUCUCAAAAUGCCAAGGUGAAAGAGUUCAAGGAGGGACUGUGGAGUCAUUCUUCUCCUCCUUGAAACCACCCCGCCCUUCUACUACUGGUCAAAGGAAACACACAAAAGUGGCUGAGAUUUGAAUGUCAUCUUUUUUUCCAUUUUACGCCACCAUCUUGGAUAUCAGUAGAUAAUGCAUGGGGAUUUCCUACAAAAGCUAACGAGGGAGUUUGUUUCUUCUCAAGUAGAGAGCAUCCUUCACUUUCUCCCUCCCUCCCUCACUCUCAUAUUUGCUUCGUCAUUGAUGCUUCUUAUUUUUGUAAUGUUUAACUUAUUUGUUGAGACUGAGGAGGGUUGAUGGGGGGUUAUGGACCUGAAGAAGGAGCGGAUGAGUGGGACAAACUGGACCCAUGGGUGGGGUUAAAGGGGGUUGGGACGGGGUCAAGAGGAGGGAUGUUUGCCCCUCUGUCCUUGCUGCUGAUGCUUUUGGGGGACUCAUUUGGACUGAUGGAUGUCAAAAAAGGGAGACACAGAGUCUGUUAGAAGAUGAACAACAAAAAGGGGGACGCGUCACAGACGGACUUUCUGUGAUUUGCUUCCGUUGCGCUGAGGUUUCAGUUGCUGUCAAGUCAUUUAUUUUUAUUCCCCUGCGAUGCCCUGAUGCUGCUCCACGCAAAACACACUCACUCUGUUUCAGUCAGAAGGAGGAUGAUGAUGGACAGGUGAAAGCCACGGUUAGCUUCCUUCCCAUUUUUUGUUUUCUGUAGGCCAGAAGCACUGGCAGGUGACGGGCAUCAGACACACCAAACACACACACACACCUAGCAAACAUGGCUUCAAAAGACACCUGUAUGCAGACAGCUGCUACCUACUAUACAACCCCAGAUCCUUACAUAAAAAAACAGCUCUAAGUUCAGAUUUAAGACGAUUCAUUACCAUUUCAGAGCAUCAUUUUGUGAAUUUCUUGAGAGAUCAUUUGGACUAUUUUCCUUCAUAUUGCCUUCCGCCAAAUGCUACUUAAAUGCAAACCUGAGUAAACACAAAGACAUGCAUGCACCCGCAAACACACACAAUGUAAACACACACACACACACACACACACACACCCACACACACAAAGGGGUCUACCAGAGGGUUGCCAAGCAUGUUCAGCAUGCAUGACGACUGAAGCACUUUCUCUCCAAGCGCACAUAGAGCCCUCGCCCCCACUUCAACAAACAUCUAAAACCAUAGAUUCCAAUUGUCCCGGUUCCUUACACACACUCGCACACACAGUUUGCAAUGCCACUGUCAGGAGAGUCUGUUGUUGUCUUGCACCUCCGCCAUAAAGCCAGGCUUUCCUAUAAUAAUGUGCUACCAUUAUAGAGACAUACUGUAGAUCUGUAAAGACUUAUACACUGAAGAAGACUAUACUGCCUAUGAAUGUAUGUUAAUA